GUCAGGUGGCGGCCAGCGUGGGCGCCUGUCCCCUGGGGCGGACCCUGCGCGCAGCCAGCGUCCCCCCGGCUCGCUGGCCGGUCUGAGAGGAGUGUCACUGGCCGCCUGAGCUCGGGGCGGUCCAGGGUCAGUGCAUGUCACGUUGAGGGGCAGCAGGUCCCAGGGCCUCCCUCCGAGCCGCCACCUGCCAGGAUCUCUAGCCCGGAGCCAUGAAGACCAAGAACCGGCCCCCCAGGCGCCGGGUGCCGCCGCAGGCCACAGAGGCCACCGCGGGGGAACAGAGCCCUGACAGGCCCCAGCAGGGCUCGGGGCUAGAGCUGGCCAAGGGUCUGCGGAGCAGGACAGCGCGGGCGCAGGCGGCACGGGCUGAGGGGGGACGCAGACGGCCGGGGGCCUCGGGGCCGGGGGGCCGGCGGGACAGCAGCGUCCAGCGGCGGCUGGAGAGCAACGAGCGGGAGCGGCAGCGCAUGCACAAGCUGAACAACGCCUUCCAGGCUCUGCGGGAGGUCAUCCCACAUGUGCGAGCGGACAAGAAGCUCUCCAAGAUCGAGACGCUCACUCUGGCCAAGAACUACAUCAAGUCGCUGACCUCCACCAUCCUGACCAUGUCCAGCGGUCGCCUCCCGGGCCUGGACGGGCCGGGCCCCAAGCUCUACCAGCACUACCAGCAGCAGCAGGCGGCUGGGGGCGCGCUGGGGGCCGCCGAGCCGCAGCCCGAGGGCCACCUGCACAGGUACUCCACGCAGAUCCACAGCUUCCGCGAGGGCUCCUAGCGCCCGGCCCACCGCUCCCGGCCCUGCCGCCUCUGUGCCGAGAGCCCCGGCUUGGUGGGGACACCCCACACGGACAUGGCCCCAGUGGCCCCCGCUUUCCCUGGACACUCAGCUGCCUCCUGGGAGCCCAUCCUGGCUCCCCCAGGGGACAAGACUGGCGAGUGGCCUGGCGGCGGCCACGGCUCCGGGCCGCACGAGGCCCAAACCUCCGCAGAGCUCCCAGGACCUGCUUUCUAAUUGACGAGGCCGCAGUCGACAGGCCUUUGUAACUAAGUUCUCUUCAUUCCCAGCUCCCUCCUGAGGCAGGGGGAGAAUCCAGGGAAAGGUCAGCCUGGGUAAGUUUUCCCCAGCCAACGCCGAGGCCCAGGCCCAGGAAGGGGCCUCCCCCAUCCUCCGUGGGAGCUCCUCGUUCAGGGAAACUGAGACAUGCGGCAAAGCAAAGCCACAGAGUGUGGCUGAGCCGAGAUGGUUGAUGUGUGGAAUUCAGCAUGUGUCCGAUAGACACCCCAGAACCCCUAGAGAUACGAAUCCGUUUAUCUAGAAUUAACCCUAGAGGGAGCUGGGCAGGAGGAGCGGCUGGGAUCUUCGCCUCCCUCCCCCUGGGGGCGGGGGUCCUGACUCUGGAGGGUCUGAGCCAGGCCCGAGGGCCUGCGGCCUGGCACCUGGCACGGGGCUGCUGGAGGCAGGUCUGGGAGGGAGGCUUCCAGCCACGGCUCCCCCAGCAGCCUCCCUCCGAGUCCCGCCCAGGGUCGCUGCUUGCUGUCCUGUCGCUGCCGGGGCCACGUAAGUGGCAGAGGGCAGUGUGACAGAGCUUGCGGUGCCGUCGGGUCUGGCUCGGAGUUGGGGGCCCUGAGGUGUCUCUGUGGGAAGGAGCCCGAGGUGGUGGGAGCUCCCCUCCCCCACCGGCUGCUGCUCCGUCAGGGCGGGCCUGGGCAGUUUGGCAGGUCCCCGGCCGCCUCAGGCCAAGCAAGCUUCCUUCUCUGGUGACAGGCUUGGCCACUUUGCUCUCGAUGCCCCCUGGCAUCUCUCCUCCCUUGUGCCUACACCUGCAGCCAAUAUGGGGAGGGCACAAGGCAACCUUGGCAGCCUCGGGCAGGAACCCCAUUGACAAGGGCGGAGGUGAGGGUGGAGUUGGCCUGGCAGAUGAAGCCAGACCUCGAGAAGGCCUUGGGGGCAGGGGGGGGGGUCAAGCCCCUCCUGGGGGGCCGAGCCGCAUGGGAGCAGGGCUGCCACAGUGGAGGGCUGGCUCGCCCUCCCAACCCUGGUCGUCCCGGCCCCAGAUGCUCAAUCCACUGCCAGGCUUCACGUCGGCCUCAAGGAGAGCAGGCGGCGGCGGCCCUCGGAACAGCCGUUACCGGUCAGUCCUCUUUCCCGGUGAGACACUGGCUGGACACCCCCCACCCCCAGGCCCCACGCCAGGCCCUCUGGAAGGCGGCCCUGGGAGGCCUGGUCGGGCCUCAGCCCUCCUUCAGCGUGGUCGGGUGGGGACCACAGGUGCUCCUGGCCUGCCCCUCAGAGACGGCCACUCGGCAGGUCGGUCGUCAGGACAUUCCACCUCAGGAGCUGAGGCUGAGGGCCAUGUCCAGCUCGGGACGGAGGGGGCCCCCCUGUGGGGGGCCUGCCGGCUGGAACACAACACAAGGCCCGCAGACCUCGUGGCUCUUACUUGGCUGAGCCGGGGCCAGAGCAGAGCCCCGUGCACCGCUAAAAUUGCUGAAUGAACUGAGAAACCGAGCUGAAAGGCCAGCAGAGGCUCCGUCCGGGAGACCACGCCAAAGCCCGAGGGUGGUGGGAGGGUCUGUGGGUCACCACCAGCUUUCAGCACCUUCUGUCCCAAGCUAGCACCUGGUUCCCAGAGGGUGACCAGGGCCCAGAUGUCUGGUCCUUCUUCCUUUGUGGCCAGAGGGCAUCUGCACACCCUGUGGCCAUGUCACAAAGUCAAGCUUUCGGGUGUUAAAUAUGGGGAGCAGGGGAGAGGAAGGGUCUGGGGGCAGGCUGGUGAGGCCUGCUGCUGGGUCUGCACCCUCCGCCCCUGUCCUGGGCCCUCCUGCCCUGCAAGGACUCUUAAGACCAGCGAACCGCUAUCCCCAGGGCCCUGCCAUCCAGCCUCACACCCAGGCCUCGUACCCACCUGCUGACCAGACCCAUGUGAGCUCUGGAGGGCCGAGACCCCACAGCCCGGACCUGAGAAACCAGAACUUGGGACUUCUCUGUGUGGGAAAACACACUGGAACUGAACGGCCAGUGCCCUUGCUGUAAUUGUGGUGAAAAUGUUUCUUAAAUGCCCCAGAUUUGCUUUGAUUUCUCCUAAUGGUCCCUUCAGUGUACUAAUGAAACCAAUGCUGUGUCAUAAAAAUGAAAGAUUUUAGCACGACUGCUACUUGCGCCCCAGGCUGGACACUCAUGGGGAGCUGUGCAUUCUAAUCACAAUGUAGCAAUAAAAAAAAUAGCAUGUCGUUCACA
Canis lupus familiaris (dog) is the source of this 3236-nucleotide messenger RNA. RefSeq names its product basic helix-loop-helix family member a15 (gene BHLHA15). The record is from RefSeq and is a predicted model, not a curated record. The transcript has 2 exons. Gene Ontology annotation, molecular function: protein dimerization activity. The coding region runs from base 210 to 773 and encodes 187 amino acids. NCBI's taxonomy places the organism in Eukaryota, Metazoa, Chordata, Mammalia, Carnivora, Canidae.